Messenger RNA from Truncatella angustata, 354 nucleotides. RefSeq lists its product as uncharacterized. The annotation marks the transcript as partial. NCBI's taxonomy places the organism in Eukaryota, Fungi, Ascomycota, Sordariomycetes, Amphisphaeriales, Sporocadaceae. The record is from RefSeq and is a predicted model, not a curated record. The transcript has a single exon.
CUGCUGCAGAAGAAAAUGGGUGUCGGUGUUGUUGUUGUUAUUGUUGUUGUUGUCGACGUUGGUGACGAAACCGUUCUGGCUGGGAUCAUCCCACAGGUUGGCACGCGGGAUCAUGAUCGGCAGCCCGAAGCCGGGCAUGUCGAUGAUAGCCGCGUCCCGGGUCGACAGGUCCUGCAUGGCGCCGAGGAAGACACGGCCGCCGCCGGAGUCGCGCACGAAGUGGGCAUGGUGGUGGCCGGUGUUGCUCCUGUCGUCAUUAGUAAUAUAUUCUUAUUGUGUACGAUAGAGUAAAGCGAGAUAGGAUGGCAUACGAUGGGAUAAAUCAGGUUGAUACAUUGUAUAAGAAGGGAUGAC